AUGAAAUUAACAUAAGAGAUUAAAUUAUCCUUAUAAAAAACUCAGAAGGUCAUUUCAAUUCAAAUGGAUGUACAUCUUAUAAAUGCAUUCGUCAAAAUAUUCAAAAAAUUUAUCUUUCCUGGAAGUAGAUGGUAAUAAGAAUAAUAAAAUAUUAAAUCCAUCAAUACUACAUUCUAAGAACCUUUUCCUUAAAAUUUAUAAGAAUUCAUCAAAGAAAACAAUUGUUAAAUUCUAGAAAAGGAAGUCAUAGUUGGUUAUGAAGAUAUGACAUAUAAUGAAGUACUCUAAUAAUUAUUACCUCAAAAUGUUUCAGCACCUUAAGGUUAUGAGAUUAUUGGUAAAAUUGCUCAUUUCAAUUUGUCACCUGAAUAAUUACCAUAUAGAUAUUUAAUUGGUUAAGUACUUUUAGAUAAAAAUAAACAUUUGUAAACAGUUUGUAAUAAAUUGGAAAAAUUACAUAAUGUUUAUAGAACACCUUAAUUAGAAUUACUAGCAGGAAAGAAUUCAUAUGAUGCUAUUGUACCUGAAGGUGGUAUAAGGUUAUUUUUAAAUUUUGAAAAGGUUUAUUGGUGUACUCGUUUAUAUUCAGAAAGAGAAAGAAUUAUUAAAUUUAUAAAAGAAUUAUCAAAUGGUUAAAAAAUAAAAGUUUUAGAUUUAUUUUGUGGAAUUGGUCCUUUUUCAAUAAGAAUUGCUAAAGAUUUGAAUGCUAAUUGUUUAGCUAAUGAUUUAAAUCCAGAAUGUUUCAAUUAUUUAUAAAAGAAUAUAGUGGAAAAUAAGGUAUAGAAUUAAGUAAUUCCAUUGAAUAUGGAUGCUAGAGAAGUUGUAUUAAAGAUUUAUGAUAAGGAAAUAGACUUUGAUUUUAAUCAUGUUUAUAUGAAUUUGCCAGUUUUAGCAUUAAACUUUUUAGAUGUUUUCAAAGGAUUUACAUAAAAGACUGGAAAAUUAGAUUUACCAUACAUUCAUGUAUAUGGAUUUGCAAAAGGGAAAGAUGAUUAAGAAUUGAUUGAAUAAUUUUCAUAAAGAAUAAUUAAAGGUUUACCUGGUUUUGAUAAAUCUUAAAUUUUAAGAUUCCAUAUUUUGAAGAAUGUAACUAAGAUGAAAAAAAUGUGUUGUUUAUCAUUUUAGUUAGAUAAAAAAAGUGCAGAAUCAGAUUUUGGUUUAUUGGAAUAAGAAGAUGGAAAUAAUAGUGAUUUUGAAGAUGAUGAAAAGGUUGAGUAAAAUGAAUAAUAGAUUGAGGAAGUGAUAAAUAAGAAAGUAAAAAUAGAAUGAGAAUGAUUUAGAAUUUUAUGUUUAAAAACAUAUUAUAUUAACCAAUUAAAGAUGUAAUUAAAAUCUCACUUUUAUUAAAAUGUUGUUGCCAAUAUUUCAAUCUUCAUUCAUAUAGAUCACUAUGACUGAAAUAAAAGUCAAUGUGAAAGUUUUCUUAGAUAAAAUGGUUAUUUAAGGAUUCAAAGGACGAGAAGAAAAAGUUAUAGAGUUUAUUUAAACAGAUUAUUGUAUUGAGUGGGAUUAUGCUACAUAUGAUGUAUUAAAUACAAUUUAGAAGUCAGAAUAAUUAAUUAAAGGGUUUCACAUUAUGUCAAUAUGGACAAAGACUUUAUUAAUUUGAAGGUGAAAUACUAAAAGUUACUGAACUGAGAAGUGUAUUGAAAGGCAAAAUGGGUUUUUUUAAUUGGGAAAAAGAGGUUUCCUUCUUAAGAUGGAUAAAGAAAACUGAUCACUGUGAAGUAAUAAUAUUUAAUAAACUGAAAAGAUUUUUCAAGUUUUACGGGGUGAAAAUUUAAAAGUGAUAAAAGUCCUUCAAGACAAUAAUGUAUUACUAUAUUUCUAUUGUAACAUUAGUCUAAUCUAGAAUUAUAAGUUAAUCAAAUUUUAAAUCAUAAACCUCAUGUCAAUCUUCUUCAUUCAGAAGAAUUUUACAAGGAUGAAUCAUAAAUUUAUUUACUGAUGGAUUAUCAUGUUUAAUCACUAGGUGAUUUUUAAAAUGAAUAUAGUAAUAAAAAAAUACCCAUCAAUAUUAUUAGACCAAUCUUAUAAUAAUUAUUAGAAGGUAUUUUUUAAUUAUAAUAAUAGGACUUAAUCAUUUACAUUCACAUCAUAUAAUACAUAAAGAUUUAAAGUAUGACAAUAUUCUAUUGACUCCAAACAGAACCGUAAAAAUAAUCGAUUUUGGCCUAUCAUAAUUAGGUGAUAAUACUAAUAUCAAAUCUGGAACUGGAGGUUAUAUUGCUCCUGAAGUAUUUAAGAAUUAACCAAUAACUUCAAAAAGUGACAUCUUUAGUCUUGGUGUUAUAUUUCACAAAUUAUUAACUGGAAAGGGUAUAUAUAAUAAUCUUGAUGAAAAUAUGGCAGGGAGAAUGAAAAUAAGUUCUCAAAUAAAAGAUAAGAAUGCAAAAGAUUUGCUAUUGUCAAUGUUGAAUUAGGAUCCUUAAUUUAGAUUCACUGCUGAGGAUUGUUUGGCUCAUCCGUUUUUCAUAGGGGAAUAUGAUUAACCUUCAUAAAAGUAUAAUAUAAUUUUCAUACUUUUUAGGAUAUGUCUAAGUAAUUAUUUGAGUCCCUUAUCUCAAUAUAAAUUCUAACCCAUAUCUACUUAAAUGAUUAGCUUAUCUUUAUGA
This is a messenger RNA of Paramecium pentaurelia, 2615 nucleotides long. The record is from the annotation of a GenBank genome assembly. Lineage: Eukaryota; Ciliophora; Oligohymenophorea; Peniculida; Parameciidae.